AUGACCGAAGUACUAUCCUUCGCAACUCGAGACAUGGAAACCGUGAGUGCUUCUCUUCGUUCUCACAUUAGUCUCCAGAAGCCCUUCGGAAACAACGGAGGCUUCACCCUGGCAUCAGACGGGAGACUAUCCCCCAGCCCCUAUACGCCGGGCUCUGGGAGGAAGAGAGCGUCGACCGUCGGUACUGCAGAUGCCGGCCGCGGCAUGUUUGAGCCACUCAAUGUUGGUGCUUCUAGUCAGGAUUGCUCUCGCGAUAUAAUAUGUCUGUCAUUCAUUUUGUAUCGCCAGCAUCAUCAGUCACAAGUCACUGCCGAAAAUCCCAAGCUUUCAAAUCCAGAAAUAUCCAAAAUUAUUGGUGACAAGUGGAAACACGAAAGUGAUGAUGUCAAGGACAACUGGAAGAAGUUGGCCGAAGAGGAGAAGCAGCGACACCAACAUCAGUAUCCAAACUACCGGUACCAGCCUCGGAGGAGUACGAAGAGUCAGAGCACAUGGACGAGCACAUCACCCACGGAUGAGCACGGACGAUGCCCGAAGUGCCAUGGCCGUUCGAUUUCAACUCCAAGGACCCCCUCAACGCCGUAUUCCACCUCACCGGCUGGAAAUUUCACGCUGCACUCUCAAUCUCAGCCACGGUUAAGGCGGCUCGACACGGCUGCCUUGUCUCGUCGAUCAAGCUUUGAGCAAUCCCCGACCAGUGGAAUGCCUUUCCCUCGCCAGUUGCCGCCCGUCCGGGACGUUGAACCGAGCGAACCGAGUUCCCCUGAGAGCAAGCGGCGACGUGCGAACGGUGCGGGCGGAUACCAUGCCAUCGCCGGAUCAACGGGAGCAUACACAACUAGGCCGCCUCCACCUCCGGAUUUGGGCCGCACGCUGCCGGAGAGCACUGCUGGUCUGAUGAGGCAUUACGUGGGGACGACACUGCCAGACUUGGCCAGCCUCCCGAGGUCACAAAGCGGUCCUAUGCCGCCGCCUCUGCGUCCUCCAGCUUCCUCCGCGUGGUCACUGGACAAGGAGCCUCUAAAUCGUCGACACAGUGGUUUUGACGAAUCCCUUCGGUUGCCACCGCUCCAGACGUCAAUCCCCCCCUCGCCUUCGAGGUCGCCGGCGUCGGAGGGUAGGCAUGUAGGCAUCCCGUCAACAAGAUUAAAUGUCUCACCAAGGAGGAAGCCACACUCAAUCAGCCAAGAGACAAUGACGAUGGAGGAACCACUUUUGAGUCAGAAGCUUGGCAUUUUGUCCACCAUCACACGGCUGUUGCCUCCAGAGGGUCGGCACGGGCCCCAUUGUGACAAGCGAGGGGUAUUCAUCGCUGUUGAAGGCAAUGUCAGCAAAGAACUCCUCGAAGAGACCGGCCUAUCCAUAGAAAAAGCCUUGGCGGCAAGUGGCGACGUUGCCGUCAAAGUGUGGGCAAGCGAAUCUGAUGUGCUGGAAACGGGACGGGGCAAGGCCUCUGGUGAAACCGACGGAGGAAAUGAUGGCAAUGCGGUGGAUGGCCUGCUGACAGAAUACUUUGAGACCAUUUUAUCUUGGCGGCGGAAGUCGAAGCAGAUUACCCGUUACGUCACAGGCGGACGUGCUGGCGGGAAUGUGCAAUACCAAGACCAGGACAAGGACUCGAAGGUGGUGCAAGCCCAAUCGACCGAGGCAUGCACCCCGAGAGAUGAUGGGAGAUGCUCAACGAAGGCGUCAAAAAUGCCGGUUGCUUUGGUAAAGGGUGGUUUCAGUCUGACCAUUUCAGACAAGUAUGCUUCCGCCAUGGCCAUGGCGGACAGAUACAGCGCGGUGGAUCACUGGCAAUGGACAGCCAGUUUUUGGCGCGGAAUCGCGAGUCCUGACCUGGUUGUUCAUGUACAGGAAAGCCGGGACGAUGCCAACAAAGCAGGCGUUGCGGACAUCUCGAGAAGCAUGGGGCUGCUUUCUGUAAGAGUAUUGGCAGGGCAAGGCCUGGACGAAGCAACGGAGCGCAGGAUGGCGUUCGAGGUGAUGGAAUGGAUGAGGGAGGCAUCCUUCCGAGACUAA
Messenger RNA from Metarhizium album ARSEF 1941, 2022 nucleotides. RefSeq names its product HMG box transcription factor. Gene Ontology annotation, biological process: cell differentiation; anatomical structure morphogenesis; negative regulation of transcription by RNA polymerase II. NCBI's taxonomy places the organism in Eukaryota, Fungi, Ascomycota, Sordariomycetes, Hypocreales, Clavicipitaceae. The record is from RefSeq and is a predicted model, not a curated record. The transcript is spliced from 2 exons. Bases 1 to 2022 code for a protein of 673 amino acids. Gene Ontology annotation, molecular function: DNA-binding transcription factor activity, RNA polymerase II-specific; RNA polymerase II cis-regulatory region sequence-specific DNA binding.